Molecule: messenger RNA, 2068 nt
Organism: Gekko japonicus
Lineage: Eukaryota; Metazoa; Chordata; Lepidosauria; Squamata; Gekkonidae
Gene: HADHB
Product: hydroxyacyl-CoA dehydrogenase/3-ketoacyl-CoA thiolase/enoyl-CoA hydratase (trifunctional protein), beta subunit
Exons: 18
Coding region: 146-1567 (473 amino acids)
Biological process (GO): fatty acid beta-oxidation
Molecular function (GO): acyltransferase activity, transferring groups other than amino-acyl groups
Source: RefSeq, a predicted model, not a curated record
GCGGGGUUUUGGGGGUGCCAGGCUGUUGAGGGGAACUUCUGGUUGCUUCAGGAGCAGCCGCUGCUCGCUGUGGAGGAGGUAAAGACGGCCGACGAAAGACGCAGCUGAGUUUUCCCGUUCCCUUUUAUCCGGAGGUUGGUUCAAAAUGACAUCCAUACUGACCUGUACUGUCAAAACCCUUCCAGCUGCCACAAUGUGGACUGCCCGAUUCUCUGUGAGGUCAUUCAGUUGUUCACACCAGUUAAAUGCAGCAGUUCAGCCCAAGACUAAGAAGACUUUAGCCAAAACUGGGGUGAAGAAUAUUGUACUGGUGGAUGGGGUUCGCAUUCCGUUUUUGCAGUCAGGAACCACGUAUGUAGAUCUGAUGCCACAUGACUUGAGCAGAGCGUCGCUACAAGGAUUGCUUCAUGUAACCAGUACACAUGAAGAAGUUGUUGACUACAUUGUUUAUGGCACUGUUAUCCAGGAGGUGAAAACAAGCAAUGUUGCUAGAGAGGCUGCCCUGGGAGCUGGCUUCUCAGACAAGACUCCAGCUCACACUGUCACCAUGGCUUGCAUCUCUUCAAACCAGGCUAUGACCACAGGAGUCGGUCUCAUCGCUUCUGGCCAAUGUGAUGUCGUGGUUGCAGGCGGCGUUGAGCUGAUGUCAGAUGUUCCCAUCCGACACAACAGGAAGAUGAGGAAGACGAUGCUUGGCCUCACAAGGGCAAAGACCUUGGGUCAGAGGCUGUCCUUGCUCUCCAGAAUCCGUCCUGAUUACUUUGCUCCCGAGCUGCCAGCCGUGGCAGAGUUCUCCACCAGCGAGACCAUGGGUCACUCGGCAGACCGGCUGGCGGCCGCCUUUGCCAUCUCACGUGCCGAACAAGACGAGUAUGCCAUGCGGUCUCACAGCCUGGCCAAGAAAGCCCAGGACGAUGGGCUUCUCACUGAUAUAGUGCCAUUCAAAGUGCCAGGCAAGGAAACUGUUGUGAAGGACAACGGAAUCCGCCCUUCUUCAUUAGAGCAGAUGGGCAAACUGAAAGCUGCUUUUGUCAAACCUUACGGAACUGUCACAGCCGCCAACUCUUCUUUCCUGACCGAUGGAGCCUCGGCAGUCCUCCUGAUGUCCGAAGAGAAAGCGUUGGCAAUGGGGUACAAACCAAAGGCCUACCUCAGGGAUUUUGUGUACGUAUCCCAGGACCCAAAGGACCAGCUGCUGCUUGGCCCCACCUACGGUACUCCCAAGGUGCUGGAGAAGGCUGGCCUGACUAUGGCAGAUAUUGAUGUGUUUGAGUUUCAUGAAGCAUUUGCAGGCCAAAUUUUAGCUAACUUGAAAGCUAUGGAUUCAGAUUGGUUCGCUCAGAACUACAUGGGCAGAAAGUCUAAGGUUGGAGCCCCUCCUCUGGAAAAAUUCAAUAACUGGGGUGGGUCUCUGUCACUGGGACACCCCUUUGGUGCCACCGGCUGCCGAUUGGUAAUGACCGCUGCCCACAGAUUGAAGAAAGAGGGAGGACAGUAUGCUCUGGUUGCCGCAUGUGCUGCUGGAGGACAGGGUCAUGCAAUGAUAGUGGAACUUUACCCGCAGUAAAGGCGCGAAGAACUGCUGCAAAUGGCUUUUCCUGAAACAACGGUGCCAUUCCAGUGCCCUUGUGUAACAUAAGUGUAUCUGAUCCUUUGCAGAAAAGGACUUCUGGUGGCCUUUGUAAAUAUUUUCUAAAUGCCUGUGAAAGGUAACUAAGAGUAGGCAGAUAUGUCCCUGAAAAGUUCGGUCUAUUUAUGUCAGUAAGGGGUGUCUGCAGUUUGUCCGACAUAUAAUGGUGAGUUUCUCUGUCUGAGAACAGUGUUCAGGAGUGCAGUAAUUCUGAAAGAGAGAGACUGGCUAGUGACAAAUGGUUCAGGCUUUAACACACAACUUGUAUGAAAGAUUAGGCAUUUUAAAAAGAAUCUGUAAUCUGGACUGAAAUUAACUAGGGUAUCUUUUACAGUGGAAGGCUAGCACAAAGUUGUUGAGGCAGCAGGAAGUGGGCAGUGAACUACUUUGGGGUACAGUGUCUGUCACCACUCAUCAGCCUUAAUAAACAAGAGAAAU